ACAGCGUCCUAUAAAAGUCACCCAGCAGCCAUCUUGCUAACCCAUUCAGGCAUAAAUAUGACACCUAUUUUAAACCAUUACGUGAAUUAACUUUCAGUUAAAUUUAAAUAGUCAGCGGGACAUUACAUUAAUGAAGCAGUCGUUCAUUCUUAUACAACUCUGUGCUAAAAUACGUCUUUGUUUCUUUGUUGUUUGUUUUCUCAGUGCCUAGUUUUUCUCGUAUACAGUACAGUAUGCAUUAUUCUCAAAGCUGCAAUUAAAAAAAAAGAGAGCAAGAGGAGAUCGUGAUAUUAGAAAUUCCCUGGCAAGGCUUCUUAGCUCACGGCGAUCUGCGUAACCGUGACUCUGGCCACGUAAUUUGUUCGACGUCACUGGUUGCCAUGGCAGUGGGAAAGCCUGGCGUCUCCAGGGAAACAGAAAGCGUCAACAAUCCAAACCGCUUUUUAUUUUGUUUAUUAGUUUUUUCUGAAUGGAUUGUCUUGGGGUAUCUUCCGCAAAGAGCCUCCGGGCUCUGUCUGCCUUGUUGUCCAGUCAGCAGGAUGAAGAAGAGGAAGAUGAGUGUAAAGAUGUGAAAGCAUAUGCACGUUUGGGUCCCGGACAUAUUGGCCCCCUACCCAAAAACGAAAAACAAGUGUCAACCGCAAACACGAAGAAGAACAGCAAAGAUAUCUGGUGUGAAGAAGAAGUGGCCGAAGGCUCACAGUAUGAUGAUCUGACUGACCCAAGGCCACAACCUGAGUAUGAAAUAAUCCUGAAGCAGAGUGUAGGAACAGAGGAUCUCUUCUUGGGAUUAAGCAGAAAGGAUCCAUCCUCCAUGUGUUGUGAAGCCAUGCUGGUAAAAAUCAAACUACCAGACACUAAAGCAAAAGAGGUGGUACUGGAUGUGAAAGAAAAGUUCCUUGAUCUACGGACGCCGAAAUACAAACUGGGGCUCCAUCUCCCCGAUCCGGUCCACAAAAAUGAGAGCAAGGCCCAGUUCUUCAGUGAGAGGGAGGAACUGGAGGUGACUCUACUAAUGAAGCGUCCUAUGGACUUCAUCAAUAUGCAAUGAAAAAGGAUGAUUUAGCAGCAAAUAACAUUAUACAAACUGACACAUUAAGCAUUAAAACCAGAAAGGAAUUGGGAAAUAAUCAGCAAAAACUCUGCUAUGAAUUUCUUCAUGAAUUUUGUGAGUUUAAGCUAUUGCUUGUGCCAUCACAGCCUCUAUGACUGUUAAAUUGUGGAUUUCUAAUAAAUACUUGACU
Messenger RNA from Pundamilia nyererei, 1244 nucleotides. RefSeq names its product dynein axonemal assembly factor 6 (gene dnaaf6). Gene Ontology annotation, biological process: axonemal dynein complex assembly; flagellated sperm motility. The coding region runs from base 470 to 1051 and encodes 193 amino acids. NCBI's taxonomy places the organism in Eukaryota, Metazoa, Chordata, Actinopteri, Cichliformes, Cichlidae. The transcript is spliced from 7 exons. Gene Ontology annotation, molecular function: dynein intermediate chain binding; protein-folding chaperone binding. Gene Ontology annotation, cellular component: cytoplasm. The record is from RefSeq and is a predicted model, not a curated record.